This is a messenger RNA of Fraxinus pennsylvanica, 384 nucleotides long. Lineage: Eukaryota; Viridiplantae; Streptophyta; Magnoliopsida; Lamiales; Oleaceae. The record is from the annotation of a GenBank genome assembly.
AUGGCGAGCUUGUGGCAGGCGGCGAUGGGCUCGUCCCAAUCAAGUGAAAACUACGAUGGAGUUGAGUUCUGGGUCAACCCGGAACGGUGCGGUUGGCUGAUGAAGCAAGGCGAGUACAUCAAGACGUGGCGGCGCCGCUGGUUCGUGUUGAAACAGGGGAAGCUCUUCUGGUUCAAAGAAUCCGACAUCAAUCGCGGUUCCAAGCCACGUGGAGUGAUCCCGGUGGCCAAUUGCCUCACGGUCAAAGGCGCCGAGGACGUACUAAAUCGGCAAUUUGCUUUUGAAUUGUCCACUAGCACUCCAGAUCGGUCACUGAUAAUGAGAUUCUCGAUUAUGAUAGCCGGAAAUGAUGAGCUCAUGAGUUUAGAUGGAUGUGAUGAAUAA